AUGGCGAUGCAUUUGCGCCAGAUCUGUUGGCAGGAGGGGCUUGGUACGUAUGCAGUCGGAUUGUUUCUAACAUGUUGUAUGUUUGGCGUUAUCCUGAUAUCAUGCCAGAGUGAAGUUGCCGAUGCCAGGAAUACACUCUUCGCGAUACUAUCCACGUUCGCAGUUUUCGUUUGCCUCCAGAACGCGGACACGGGCAAGGCAUCCAGUGUGGCAACGGGCACAGGUCAAACCAGCGAAGAUUGCCGCAGAGGCGAGCUUCACACCGAAUCAUCUUUUGUGGCCGCUGGUCGUGCAGCUGAGCCUCGCUGCGACAGGCCCCAGGCUGAACGCGUGAACGUUACGCACAGAUGUCUUCGCCUCAAGGCAGCGCAGCAAUUGGAGGCCGAUGCGCGUGUCCUCGAGCAGGCGCAACUGGAAGGCGUGGAGCAAAGUGUUCAUGCAUAUUCGAGGGUGAUGUUCUCGUGCACCCAGAGCAAUGCCUUAGACAUGGCAUUGAGGCUGUUCAACCACAUGUUGGAGAGGGGUGUGGAUUACGACUACGAUGCGAUACCCAUGAACACCCGCAGCAUGUUCUUCACGCUGGUUGUUGGGCACGUCGACGACAAGUAUUUGCGGAAGAACGGAUUCAAGAUGCUUGAGGUGGUUCUGGCCCACGGGAUCACGAUGCCGCACAUCCUCCAGGACCGCGUGAUCUGUGCCUGGGGCUCCAAGCUUCCUGAGAAUCUCUUGGAAUAUUUCGCGAGGAUGCGGGAGGACGGCAUCUCGCUCAGCUCGACGGCGCAAUGCUGCAUCGCGCACACGGAUCGGGUUCCCCCCCCGACGACGUUGCGCUGCGGCGCGCAGAGAGAGCUAGAGAGCACACAUGUACCGCACCGCGCCCGCGUAUCUGCGCCCCCGCUUCCGCGCCCGCCGCCCCCCGAAGAGCCGGCGAAGACGCCCGAGACGCUGGCAGAGGCCACGCCCAGUCGUUUGCGCAGCCAGGCCUCGACGUUCGUCCCGAUGCCUCCUGGCAGGCCGAGCGCGCGCCUCGACUGGUACGGCGAGCCCGCCCCAGACGAGUCGAGCGCGCAGGUCGGCUGGUGCGACAGCCCUCCAGACGAGCCGAGCACGCCCGUCUGCUGGUACGGUGCCUCCGUGGGUGAGCUUUCGUACCCUGGCCAGAUGCAGACGGUGAUGCAGAUGCAGACGCAGAUGAGAGAGCCUAUCACCACGGUGCUUGUGCGUAACCUACCUGGCCGAGUCUUGCGCGACGACGUGCUAGACAAGAUUGAUCAGAUUGGUUUCGCGGGGUGCUAUGAUUUUGUUUAUUUUCCUGUCGAUUUCUAUUCUGGGAAUAACCUUGGCUACGGUUUUUUGAAUCUUAUCAGCGAGGAAGAGAUGUGGCGUUUCAUGCACGCCUUUCACGGGUUCCACGACUGGCAAUUUACAUGUCGGACAGUCUGCACAGUCAGCUUGUCCCAUACGCAGGGCCUCGUUGCCAACAUAGAGCGAUUGCGGAACAGCCCCGUCAUGGGCGACGAGGUGCCCGACAGGUACCGGCCCGCUAUCUUCCACGGAGGAGAGCGGGUCCCCUUCCCGGAGCCCACCAGGCCAUUGCCCAAGCUCGGGCGCAGGAAGGUGCAUUAG
Molecule: messenger RNA, 1626 nt
Organism: Prorocentrum cordatum
Lineage: Eukaryota; Dinophyceae; Prorocentrales; Prorocentraceae
Source: the annotation of a GenBank genome assembly